Messenger RNA from Piliocolobus tephrosceles (Ugandan red Colobus), 1392 nucleotides. RefSeq names its product calcium-binding mitochondrial carrier protein SCaMC-1-like. Gene Ontology annotation, cellular component: mitochondrial inner membrane. Bases 1 to 1392 code for a protein of 463 amino acids. The transcript is spliced from 10 exons. NCBI's taxonomy places the organism in Eukaryota, Metazoa, Chordata, Mammalia, Primates, Cercopithecidae. Gene Ontology annotation, molecular function: calcium ion binding. Gene Ontology annotation, biological process: transmembrane transport. The record is from RefSeq and is a predicted model, not a curated record.
AUGCUGCUCUGGAUGCAGGGCUUCGCGCUGGAGGCGGUGGCCUGCCAGGAUGACGAUGACUACUUACGCUAUGGGAUCCUCUUCGAAGACCUGGACCGCAAUGGGGACGGCGUGGUGGACAUCAUUGAGCUCCAGGAGGGGCUGAGAAACUGGGGCUCCGCGUUUGACCCGAACUCCGAGGAGAUAAUUUUUAAGUCUGGAGAUACCAACGAUGAUUUAGGAUUGGACUUUGGAGAAUUUAUGCAGUAUCUUCAAGACCAUGAGAAGAAAAUGAGGCUGGCAUUUAAUAGUCUGGACAAAAAUAAUGAUGAAUAUUUUGGCUGUUGCUGUGGACAAAAUCUAAUUACAUACUCUUAUAAGAGCAUGGAUACUGAUGGGUCAAUGACAGUAGACUGGGAUGAAUGGAAGUACUACUUUUUACUGCAUCCUGCAAAAAAUGUCACUGAAAUUAUUCAUUUUUGGAAGCGUUCUACUUUAAUUGACAUAGGAGAGAGUAUAGCUAUUCCAGAUGAAUUUACCGAACAAGAAAAGCAGUCUGGAGAUUGGUGGAAGCGUUUGGUGUCAGCAGGAAUAGCUAGCGCGGUUGCACGGACAUUCACAGCACCUUUAGACCGCUUGAAAGUCAUGAUGCAGGUUCAUAGUUUAAAGUCAAGGAAAAUGAGAUUGAUUAGUGGCCUUGAGCAGUUGGUAAAAGAAGGAGGAAUUUUUUCCCUUUGGCGAGGAAAUGGUGUAAAUGUUUUAAAAAUUGCACCAGAGACGGCACUCAAGGUUGGGGCCUAUGAACAGUAUAAGAAAUUGCUUAGUUUUGAUGGUGUUCAUUUAGGAAUUCUUGAAAGAUUUAUAUCUGGCUCAUUGGCUGGUGUAACUGCCCAGACCUGUAUUUACCCCAUGGAGGUACUAAAGACCAGACUGGCUAUAGGUAAAACUGGAGAGUAUUCAGGGAUUAUUGAUUGUGGCAAGAAGCUUCUAAAACAAGAAGGUGUCAGAUCCUUUUUCAAAGGUUAUACUCCUAACUUGCUAGGCAUUGUACCUUAUGCAGGCAUAGAUCUUGCUGUUUAUGAGGUUUUGAAGAAUUAUUGGCUAGAAAAUUAUUCGGGAAACUCUGUGAAUCCUGGGAUAAUGAUUUUGGUGGGAUGUAGUACAUUGUCUAAUACUUGCGGUCAGUUAGCCAGUUUCCCUGUGAACCUUAUUAGAACUCACAUGCAGGCUUCAGCCCUAAUGGAAAAAGGAAAAACAACUUCUAUGAUUCGGCUCAUUCAAGAAAUAUAUACCAAAGAAGGAAAAUUGGGAUUUUACAGGGGUUUCACCCCAAACAUCAUAAAAGUGCUUCCUGCAGUAGGCAUUGGCUGUGUGGCCUAUGAAAAAGUGAAGUCACUUUUUGGAUUAACCUAG